Molecule: messenger RNA, 1365 nt
Organism: Acipenser ruthenus (sterlet)
Lineage: Eukaryota; Metazoa; Chordata; Actinopteri; Acipenseriformes; Acipenseridae
Exons: 2
Coding region: 1-1332 (443 amino acids)
Source: RefSeq, a predicted model, not a curated record
AUGGCAGCAUCUGAGAAAAAUAUGGACUCCAACGUGUCCGGAAUAGACCGCCGCGUUUCUUCUUCGACUCUUAUAUACCGCGCAAGUUACAGAGAUUGCAAAGAGGAUAUGAUUGGAGAUAUAAAACGUGAUGACAGUUCCUGCUGGGAGAACUCCAAAUGCAGUCCGUUUCCAGGGGAGUCAUCCACUUUCCAACUGGACUCCAAACCGUUUCUCUGUGUGCCGCCUUCUUCCUCGUCUCAGUACGGCGACCUUGGGGAAUUCUUAGAAGAGGUGGGCGUUUUUGACGCUCUUCUGAACCUGGUUUCGGAGUUGGUUCAGAAGUUUGUAUUGACCACCAAGAAAGAUGGGAGUCUGCUGUUUGACAUCAAGUUCGGGUCUUUGAAUAACAGCGCCAAGUCAGAGGAAGAGUUUAACAUCCUCGACAUUGUAGGAAGCGAAUUUGAGCUGGGUGAUCGUGUGAAUACCACGCCAACCCCUUCAAAUGACAGAGCGCAAACAGAUUCACACAGCUCUUCUCCUGGGGAGCACUGGUCAUCCACAGGGGUGUGCCCUGUCAAAAAGCUGUCUAUAAACGGCAACAAGGAAUCUACAGUAGACAAAAAGAAAUAUGUAUUAAUCCUAGAAAAACUCAGCAGCGACAUUGUUGGUGAGCGUUUAAAGACAGACAAUCUCGAGGCUGAGCCCACGCAGGACCAAGAGCUAAUCGAGAGCCUGAAAGCUGCACCUCAGGAUUCGACUGAGCCACCAGCAGACAGACAGACAGACAGAGAUGCAGACACUUCUGAUCAUGAUGUCAAACAGACCAUGCAGCAUCAAGUGGAAUACAGCCAAGAGAAGAGAUCUCAUGAACUACAGGCAAAGGAAGACAAAAGCAAAGAGAAAAACAGAAAACUAAAAGAAAGUGACAUUUCCACCCAAGAACAAGAGCCCAGCUCCCCCGGGGUGUCGGAGACCACUAGAAUUAUUACCGAUGCUUUUGCGAAUUUAUGUCGCAGAACCAAAAAACAAGUUGAACUUGAGCAGAAACUUGGCUUUUGUUUGCUUCCUUUCAAAAGUAGAAUUAGCAGACGUGCGCUCCUCACUGAGAGUCUAGAGCCGCGUUUGAGCCUCAAUGAGCAGCCAGUCAAUCCGCACAGACAAGGCUGCGUGGCGUCGCUUCCCGAGUGGGCAUGCCCGAGCCAGCCUGACUACCUGGAGCACGCUGAGCACGGAGGAUCCAGAAGCAGAAGCAGCUUCCCUGUGGAAACAGCGCGGGCCUGCUCAGCGGCCCCCCGUGGAUCCCGUCUGCACGCAACAAACACAAAAGUGGACAGGAAAAGUGCGCCGUAAAGACUCAAGUUGCCCACAUGUCUGUUUACCAAA